AUGCCCACCGCACAGGCGGAGUUUUGGCAGGGAUCUCCCUUGGGAUGGUCGAUCGCUGUACGCGUAAACGGUACUGCGUACAGUCUUUUUGGGAAUCCAGGAAUUGGCACACCAGCCGUGCUCGACAGUGCCGAGUAUAGUGCCACUCAUUCCAUCUUCAAUUUCUCUGUCGGCCUGGCGAUCUUUUCUUUGGACUUCUUCUCCCCAGCCUCUCCCCACAACCUCCUCCGGCAAUCCUUACCCUUUUCCUACCUCACAGUGUCUGUGACCCUCCCUGGCUCCGGGCAGAUUCAAAUAUACAGCGAUAUCGAUAAGGCCUGGGCUGGUCCAAAUCCUGCGCAGUAUUCCCACUUCACUUCGGCCAAGAACACGGAAUACUAUGAGGUCUCUCCGGUUUGGCCAAGACUUUUCCGAGAAUCGAGAGACAGAGCUUUGUGGGGUCAGGCAAUCUAUGGGACUCGUCCAGUUGGUGGUUCCGUAGUGACCUCGCAGGUGGGCCGAGCUUCUCUGGUGCGCAAUCGGUUUGCCAAGUAUGGAAACUUAAGUCAAGUCCAUGACGUCUGGAACGAUGAUGGCAGUGUCCUCGGCUUUUCUCACGACCUAGGUGCAAUCCAGGAGCGCAAAUCCGUCACGUUUGCCAUUGGACAUCACCGGGUUGAGUCGAUCAAUUACCUAGGUCAGGUCCGAACGGGAUAUUAUCGGGCGGCGUACCCUGAUGUGGCAUCUGCUCUGGUCCAUUUUUUGGACGAUUACGGCGAUGCUUACGCAGAAGCUGCCGAAAUGGAUAGUGCCCUCACGGACAAGGCAUUGAACAUUUCGCAGCAUUACGCAGACAUUGUUGCCCUCUCCGUCCGCCAAUCAUUGGGCGCUGUGGAAUUCACGAUUCCUGAAGGCGACCACAAUGUGACGGAUGUGAUGGCCUUCAUAAAAGAAAUCUCCAGCGAUGGAAAUGUCAACACACUUGACAUACUUUUCCCCACGUUCCCGAUCUACUAUGUGACGAACCCCGAUAUCAUCAAGUUUCUGCUCGAACCGGUGUUACGUUAUCUCCAGGCGGGGAGGUGGCCACACGAAUGGGCUAUCCACGACAUUGGCUCCAGCUAUCCCAAUGCCGAUGGUCACGACACCGGGAAUGCAGAACAAAUGCCGCUGGAGGAAUCGGGAAACAUUCUUCUGCUCGUCUACGCCUAUCAAGUAGCCUCUGGUGAUGCCACCUGGGCCCAGCAGUACCAAGAUAUCCUCAAAGGCUACGCUACCUAUCUGUCCAAGCAUGGGUGGUAUCCCGAGUUUCAGCUCGCGUCGAGUGACGAGGCUGGCCCGGCCGCGAACCAGACGAACCUGGCGAUCAAAUCCGCGGUCGGCAUGGUCGCAUAUGGAAAAUUGUUCUCGGACCCGUUCUUCGUGGCCAACGGGACCGCACUGGCAGAUGCAAUUUAUGCCUCCGGUCUGGGGACCGACGCCAACAAGAGCCACUUCGUGCUGUCCUACCACGACGGUGACACAUGGUCCGGAUGCUACAACUUGUUCUCGGACAAGCUAUUCGGCUUCGAUCUUUUCCCACCUGCCGCGUACGAGAUGCAGGCAGCCUGGCUCCGUGGCGAAGUCCGCUGCACCGCCGGCGUUCCGCUCGAUAGUCGCGUCACCUGGACUAAGUCUGACUGGAACAUGUUUCUGGCUGCUGUCGCGAGCGAUGACGUCGCCAGCCAAUACGUCAAUGACUUGCAUGCUUAUGCCUCGAACGGUCUGAAUGCUGUUCCAUUCAGCGACCGCUACUGGGUGGAAGGAAGUGACGCCGGUCACUUCUUCAAUAUCAACAAUCGACCAACUGUCGGUGGUCACUUUGCCCCAAUGGCCAUGUUGCACGGCCCCAACUUGUUCUGA
This is a messenger RNA of Rhinocladiella mackenziei CBS 650.93, 1881 nucleotides long. RefSeq lists its product as uncharacterized. The coding region runs from base 1 to 1881 and encodes 626 amino acids. The record is from RefSeq and is a predicted model, not a curated record. The transcript has a single exon. NCBI's taxonomy places the organism in Eukaryota, Fungi, Ascomycota, Eurotiomycetes, Chaetothyriales, Herpotrichiellaceae.